Trichoderma aggressivum f. europaeum is the source of this 1458-nucleotide messenger RNA. RefSeq lists its product as uncharacterized. The transcript has 6 exons. NCBI's taxonomy places the organism in Eukaryota, Fungi, Ascomycota, Sordariomycetes, Hypocreales, Hypocreaceae. The record is from RefSeq and is a predicted model, not a curated record. Bases 1 to 1458 code for a protein of 485 amino acids.
AUGUGGGGAAGAGGGAAACGCCCAGCAGUGAACUAUCGUCACAUCAGAGGCUGGGCGCAAUGGGACAGAACCGCAGAGACCGAAGGGGGAACUGACCGACUAAGUGCUAACCCUGACCCUCUUUUGCGGAACGAUGCAGGCAAAUCGGCACGGCGUUGGUUCAACCAUGACAAAGUUGACGAUGCGGUUGUGGAUUCGGAUUCAGGUGGCGUGUCUGCCCGAGGGGGGAUAAUUUUGGUUGGCGCGAUACUUCCAUCGUCAUCAGCAGAGGAGGAUCGGACAAUCGAGAUAAACGGGCUUGACGAAAAUCAAAAGACCGUCCGGGCCGUUCGGGGGGAAGAAUUGGCACUGUUUGAACUGAACCGAGAUGGAUGGCAAAUGGAUGGUCUGGAUGAUGCUGGGCAAAGGUUUGCGCGAGGGAAGUGGUGCGAAGGCGGUCACGGGUCGGUCACGGAAUUUCAGUCCUCGGGCGGUCUGAUUUCUUCCUUUGACAAUCUCCAAACUCUCUCCGUCGUUGCACUCAUCUUUGUCUUUCUCAAUCCAAAUCACCUUCAUUGCCUCCAUCUGCGUCAAGAAACUUCCAUCAAAUGCUCCGCCGAUUUCGUCGAGAUGCUCCUACUCACAUCUUCGCUCGUCACCAACCUCGUCAACCUCAAGCAAUUUGGUGCGAGGAUCAACGUUUGCCUUGUCCGUCUUUCGCAGAUACUAAUCACACUGCAGCUUGCUCUCGCUAUCCGACCUCGAUCCCAUGAUUCCAUCCUCUUUGCCAACGACUUUGGCAUUGUCGAUACCAUCUAUGUCAUCAUCUUCGUUGCAUUCACUACUGCUGUGCGGCAGACAAUCCUCAUCAAUGCCGUCCUAUCGAUCAUUCUCGUUUGUUUCUUUAUAAUUCACACAAAGCAAGAACAAACGCCACCCAUCCAUACACACACCCCUACACACACCACGCGAUCGUCAACGAAGAACACCACAUACCCCCGCGACCCCGAAACAACACGCCAGGUUGCGCAUAGAAAUCUCAACUGCAGCAAAUCGAAAAGGGAAACCAAAGGAAUGCUGAACAAGCCAAUCACCUCCUCGCCCACCCACACCCAGCUACCGAACCAACGGCGGCAGGCCAACAGCGUUUCAUCGACGCGUGUCACCGUUGUUCUAGCCCCCAAAUUUCUCACACCGGGCAGGGCGAACAGGGCGAACAAGGUUGACGACACCGCCUACACCUCCAGGGAUUUCAACCCGUGGCAGGGCGAGGUCUUGGUCGCCUCGAGGUCAAAGCACUGCGGCGAACUCCAGCAAUGGACGUUCCGAGACGUCAAACCACACGGACCUGUCAAAAUAUGCUUCUGGGGCUGCGGACCAAAGUGGAUGAACCGAAACGGAGACCCGGUUUGGCAAUUUCGCCGGCCCCAGCGAUCAAAAGUCCGUCUCGAAGCGGCGCAUCAGCAGCGAUCUAAUUAG